AAUGACAUAAAGUAAAAAAAUAAAUUCAAUAAAUAAAAAUAAAUAAUUGUCACUCAAAAAUAAAUCUGAAGCGCUUUCUCUCUGUCCUCUCAGCUCGCGGAGUUCAGCACAAAAACCACCAGCAGAUCUAGAUCUUGUUCGAUUUCCACGUUUUAGGUUAUUGCAACUGUAAGACGAUGUCAAGAAGACCCAAUGCUGCUCGUCGUUUUGGAGAGAGUGGGAGCAUUCCUUUUGUGGGUGCAUUCCAUUCCAAGUCCCAUCCAUCUCCACUAUUAACUAUAGGACUUUUUGUUGUGGGAGCACUGCUGAUUGUCGGUUAUCUGUAUCAUGGUUCAGGUGGUAGGAGUGGCGAUAUAGGUGCUUUAAAUAGACUUGAUGGUGGAGUUUCAUGUACACAAGAAGUGCAGAGACUAAUACCUUAUCUAAAGAAAGCGUACGGCGACAGCAUGCGAAAAGUAUUGCACGUGGGCCCCGAAACCUGCUCAAUAGUUUCUCAACUAUUAAAAGAGGAAGAUACAGAAGCUUGGGGCGUAGAGCCAUACGAGUUAGACGAUGCUGAUAGCAAUUGUAAGAGCCUCGUGCACAAAGGCGUUGUGCGUGUGGCUGAUAUCAAAUUUCCUCUUCCGUACCGGCCAAAGUCGUUUUCUCUCGUUAUAGUUUCGGAUGCUUUGGAUUAUCUGUCCCCUAAAUAUCUCAACAAGACUGUUCCCGAGUUGGUUAGGGUAUCUUCUGACGGCUUAGUUAUUUUAUCGGGUUACCCAGGUCAGCAAAGGGCUAAAGUGGCUGAGCUAUCCAAGUUUGGGCGUCCGGCCAAAUUACGGAGCUCGUCUUGGUGGAUUAGAUUUUUCAUCCAAACCAGCUUAGAAGAGAACGAACCUGUUAUCAAGAAAUUCGAACAGGCAACAUCAAAGAAAUCUCUCUCUUCAGCCUGCCAAGUUUUCCACAUCAAACCAUUGCACUGAGAAUCCCGAUUUGUAGAAGGUAUUCUCUGUGGCAACUAUUCCGACACCUUUAGUUCCGACAGCGUUAAAUUAUCAUUUUGUGUAAUUUGUGUCAAUUGUUUAAUAUAAUUACUUAAUAUGAGACAUUUUAUAUUAUUAUUUAAUUAUUAUUAUUUUUUAAUUUGUUUUGCUUUUCUUUGAUUAGCAAUCCACCAAAGUAAAGUGUAUCCUCGUUUUGUAUGACAUUAAUGUACUUGUUAUGCUAGCAUGAAGUGUGCUCAGCAUUACUAUUUAUUAUUAUCAAAUAUCAGUUUUUUUUAAUUAAUUAAU
Messenger RNA from Erythranthe guttata (spotted monkey flower), 1271 nucleotides. Its product is annotated as putative pectin methylesterase CGR3. The record is from RefSeq and is a predicted model, not a curated record. Gene Ontology annotation, molecular function: methyltransferase activity. Lineage: Eukaryota; Viridiplantae; Streptophyta; Magnoliopsida; Lamiales; Phrymaceae. Gene Ontology annotation, biological process: pectin metabolic process.